CCGAUAUCCCGCCUGUCUCUUCUCCCUCUCCCCCUGUGAAUCAAGAGCAGCGUCCACCAUGAAUCCCCCACGCCAGCCGUAACCAACUUACAUCUUGCCCAAAUGAUCCAUACGGCCACUACUAAGCAGUCCGAAUGGAUGAGCAACUUGAUCCAAAUGCAGGCCGCUCAUAUGGAGCGGAUGGAACAGAGAAUGAGCAGACUAAUUAAGCCUAACCCGGCCCCUGCUCGGACUGCCCCUGCAUCAUUUCCGCUCUUGCCUGCCCCGCCUGCUCAAGGGUACGCACCUCAAUUCCCUCACCUAGCUAAUCCAGCAGGAAAGAUCGAGUGUUUUAACUGCAAACAGCCCAGACAUUUCGCCCGAGACUGCCCACAGCCAAAGCGUAGUCAGCCCCCACCUGCGGCGGCCCCUAUGGCCCUGAAUCAAGGACGAGUGGCCGCACUAAUGGAUUCGGCCCAAGGAGGGGAACUCGUGGCAUAUGCCCCAGAGCAGCCUUCCCCUUCGACGACCAUGGCGUCGACAUCAGGAGCUUCCUCCUCUGACGCUGCUGACGUGGUCGAUCCACUCGAAUACCUUCAUCUUGCAGGUGUGGUCGGAGCGAUCCAAUCGGCCCCUGAUGAUCUCGAAUGGGUCGAUCGCGAAUCCAAUCCUGGUCCGCAGUUUCGAACAGGAGAGAUUGAUGUGUUACGAGCGCUCAAACAAUUGGAUAUUCGUGUUCCGAUCCUGGUGGGACAUCUGCUCACCAUAUCUGAAGCGGCGAACGAUAAACUUUUACAACAUUGCCAGAAAAAUCAAAAGCGCUUCACCUAUCAGCACUUACAACGGAUGUUAAAGAAGAAGGAAGGAAGCGAGGAAGGUGUACAGCCCGAACUCGAAGCCGGUGAACCUGAGGCUGCACGAAUAACAGCGAUCGCUUUAGCCGAAAAAUAUCACUUCAAGGUGGCAGCUGUCAGGGAUGCGCCGGUGCUUACAACUAUCAUACAAGUUUGCGCCUUUCUGGGCCUGGCCACGUACUACCGAAGAUUUAUCAAGGGCUUCGCGGCGAUUGAGGGACCCCUCACAAAUCCGCUGCGCAAAGAUCAGCCGUUGAUCUGGACGUUGGAAUGCGAUCAAGCGUUUUCCAAACUCAAGGCCGCUCUCAUUUCGGCUCCGGUCCUUAUAAGAGAAAAGCCUUUUGUUCUCAUCACUGACUGGCAGCCAGAGGCAAUUUCGGCGAUCCUUGCCCAAGUGGGACCAAGCGAACUCGAGAGUGUGGUGGAGUAUGCGUCCAAAUCGGUGCCCGCUUGCAAGCGCAACUACGCCGCUCCAACGGGGGAAUGCCACGCGGCUUUCUGGGGAAUCAGCCACUUUCGCGCUUACCUAUACGGGCAAAAGUUCACCUUGGUAACUGAUCAUGAGCCCCUGUUGGCUCUGAAGAAAUCGAAGGAUUACUCGGGCAUGAUCGGGCGAUGGACAACGGUGCUGCAGAGCAUGGACUUUGACAUUCGUCAUCGGAAACACGAGAGACACGGGAAUGCGGACGGACUGAAACGACUGCACCGGCCUGAGAAAGUUCCGAAAAGUGAGGAGGUGAUUCCAUGGAACGAACCCGAACAGGAGAUCGGACCUCGGUACGGCCAAGUGGAGAUCUUGUCGAAGCCAACAAGCUACGUCACCACGGUCGCGGCGUUCAGCGGCGACAUCAACUUGGUCAAUCCGCAAAGGCAUACCGCGAUCUUGACUUCACUGCGCGAGUGGACGGAGCAGGUGUCCAACAUGGGGCAGCACGUUCUCGCCCGGCCUGGGCACAAUCUCAUCCCGACCUUUGCUCCGGAUCUUGGCGACAUCCGUCGUUCUCCGCGCGAGCGGCCAGUUGUGACGUGGACGCAGACCAGCGAGCAUCCUGCGUGGAUCGAAAAUCCGGAGUUGCUGAUCAUCCAAGCUUGGAGGACUAACGUGGAGGGUGAUCUUCUUGGCUUUCUCUUUGGAUCAGUACAGCUGGGGCGCCGCCAACUGAUUGCAAAGGAGCUCAUCGCGCCGAUCGUGCAAUUGGCGGACGAUCUCUCGCCCGACAUCUAUUCACAGAGUGACGACAAUCCUGCGCCGCACGUUCUCGAGCGGUCAUUGAAUCCAUAUCUUCAGUGGACUGCGUGCUUGAAGGAGCCCAGGGAUGAAGAUACGCUGCGGUCGCGGCAGGAGUAUUUGAAGCCGUACGAUAUCAUCCCUCACGCCUUCUAUCCGAGGGCAGAGGAAGUGCUGAUCGACAACGACGACGAAGAGGAGGAAGACGAGGAAACAUUGGAGGAGGGAAGCUAUAGCGAAUAUAGCGAGGGUGAGCUGAGUGAAGCAGAAGAGGAGGAAGAAGAAACCGGAUCUGAGUGGGAAGCCUUGCCGGAGGAAGCGACGCGCACGGGAACGGAGGCGGAAGAUCCGGAAACGGCGCGAAGGCGCGAAGAAAUUGCCACUGCGAAGUGCCAGCUGGAGUUCGCUUGCGAAGCCAACCUGCGCAUCGGUAACGAUCCGACCAGAGAUCCAGAGCCGCCAAAGCCCGAAAAUGGCGACCCUGCAGCCGCCACCUCAAGUACCGCGCGACGGAGACGGAGCCGAUCCCCCUCCUCCUUCAGCCCCACCCGUCCCCCAGUUCGCCCACGUACCGAUGCGGGCAAUAGGCCUUCGUCCUCGGAUGCUAUCCCGCCGACCCCUUGAUUUUCUCACCCUCGAACAGAUCCGCAACCCCGUCA
Chara braunii is the source of this 2720-nucleotide messenger RNA. Lineage: Eukaryota; Viridiplantae; Streptophyta; Charophyceae; Charales; Characeae. The record is from the annotation of a GenBank genome assembly.